AUGUGCUGCAGAUGCGGUGUAAGCUGGAGCGCAGGACUGGAGAAGGGGAAACGUAAGGCUGUUACACGAGCAGACGAAAGCAAAAUGUGGAGCACGACAUUGAGGUGGCCAUCCUUCGUGAUGCGCCGUGGUCCGCAGAGGCGAAAGGUGUUCUCCGCGGACAGAGUUGCUGACAUCAAGACAGGUGAGAUGGACGUAGGAGCGUCGUCGAUCGCAUGUGAAGGAAGGAGUGCACGCAAGGCAUCGCCCAUGCUCUGCACAGGUCUCUCCAUUGAGCGGUCUGGCUCUACGACGAGAUGGUUGACGUUGCUGCCCAGUAAUCCAGACACUUUGGUAAAGACAUCGAAGCGACGUGCCCCGCUAUUGGGCGAUCGAAAAUGCCAUGUCGUGCAGCUUGUCGCUCGAGGGGAGCCGAGUAGGUCGCACAACCCCAGGGUUCUCGGAUCGCCGGUGCCCCGGACCCUGUCAGACUGUGCCUCGGACAUCGAAUCUGCCAUUCGCUGCGUCGAGCUUUCGUCUGAUGGCAUGGUCCUCACAAAGCUGGCCUUGACCGAUGUUGCGGUCGAGUCUUCAGUGGUCAAUCCACCGAGUGCGUGUCUGGAUGCCGUGGCUUGCAAAGACCUUCUCACGUUGUCCAAUUCGCCCUUCGUUAGCACGGCGUCUUUGGCUCCACAUCCACCUGUCAACCUCGCGCCGUAUCCGCACGGCAUACCGACAUUUCGACAGUCUGAACUAGCAUCAUCACACCUCGCCACUGCUAGAUCAGGAUUGCUGUGCGAGAAUGCCGAUUCGCGUCACCAGCUCCAUCUCCCGAAGACAGUGCAUGAAGUUGGGCAACGGAGGAUGAUGCAAGCCCCCACUGAGCACGCAACAUCAUCAACUCGACGAUUCGAAAAUCUACUUCCUAUCGGGCAAUCGUCUACUUUGGAAUUCAGCAUACUUCCUCGGCCCACUAUGGGGCUUACCUUUCUGCCUCGUCCAUCGCCGUGCGGAUCCAGGAAGCGCAGCCGAGCGGUGGCUGAUAUCGAUGGCGAACAUUCUUGUGUGCAGAAGAAGAAGCGACGACUUCGGUUAUUCCUCAUCACUUCACGAUUAUCGCCACAAUUUUCCCACCCAGCAACCAAUAUUGUGGAUCGCGGUAGCUCUAAGAUUGCAGUAUGGGCCAAGCAAAAGGCACUUGGACGAAACUUGCUCAGAAAGGCUGCCAUCCUCAAUAGAAUACGCAGACGAUGCAUCGUGACCAAGGAGGCGCAGUACGGCCGCGGUCGUGUGCCAGUUGAGCAGGAGAAAGAACAAGCACAACUUGAGUUAGCGAGGCUAGAGUUCAACCAUGGCAGUGUCGACACUUAUACGAGACCGGUACACUCGCGGGAUCCUUCAGUACCACCCAGUGCUGCCGUGAGAACUGGGGGCCAUUUUGUAGUAUCUGGAUCGCCUUCCAGUUCUCCAGUGUCUUCGAGAAGCCCCUCACCCACCUCGCCGUCUCCAACAUUAAGAAGUCCUUCCGACGAGGUUGCCACGUUCCGCUCGCCAAACGAAGCAUGGUCUCAUGCUGCAAGAGACCCGGCACCACGUCGAGACUACCUACCCCUACCGCCAUCCCCACUUGGGCUCUCAAACUAUGACGCUCUCGACGUUGAAGAUAGCGGUGAUGCGUUCGACUCGUACGCUCAUUUCGACGAGGAUGACGAGCCGAUUCUAAAUCCCUAUGAGGACGACGAUGAGGUGCCUUUCUCGCCUUCUGCCGUCACUUCUAGCUCAUCCACCACAUCAUACACCAACACUACACAUGCCACGAGCAUGUUCUCCGACUUCGACGUGCUGGGCCACGAAGAACCAGUUGUUGGCGAUUAUGACCAGGUAGAUGAUGGUGCGAAUGCGCUAUGGCCAAGCGCGUCUACAUUCGAUAGCCCAGCACUCACACUCGCAUCGACGUCGCCGGACUUCCCUGCCAUAUUCGCAACGUCGCUGUCUGCACCCAAGAGAACAGACUCGUUUGCCAUGUCGCCAAACUUCCGCCCUACUAUACCAACGAAAUCAGUGUCACCGGAGAUGCUCGCCGUGGGCACCGCGGCCGCUACCUCGCCAAACUUUAUGCCUACAGCACGGACGAUGGCUUCUCCUAGUCUCGCGCCAAUAGUAACGCCAAUGUCACCAAACUUCCCUCCUGUAUCGACAUCGCCCAAUUUCGCCUCGGCAUCGGCGACCAUACCUGCCUCACCGAAUCCGAUGCCACUGGCCGCUCCUGCCUCGCCAAACUUCCUACCGGUAUCGAAGUCGCCUAAUUUCACUGCCCUCGACACGUCGAUGACGGUACACAAUCCGACGGCAUGGAACUAUCUGGACAACCACCCGGGCCGAGCAGAUGAGCCAGCCCGUUCAAACGACGUCGACGAGGAGCGUAGACGGCAGAGGAACUUGAUGUUUAUGCGUUUUGGAUCAUGA
Molecule: messenger RNA, 2445 nt
Organism: Alternaria rosae
Lineage: Eukaryota; Fungi; Ascomycota; Dothideomycetes; Pleosporales; Pleosporaceae
Exons: 3
Coding region: 1-2445 (814 amino acids)
Source: RefSeq, a predicted model, not a curated record